This is a messenger RNA of Symbiodinium pilosum, 345 nucleotides long. The record is from the annotation of a GenBank genome assembly. NCBI's taxonomy places the organism in Eukaryota, Dinophyceae, Suessiales, Symbiodiniaceae.
AACGAGGCCGCCCAAAUGCAGGAGCUGGAUGAGAUUUGGACGCAGAUCUUGGUAGGGCGGUACCCAGACCUGCCCAUCGACUCCUUCCUGUACGCAGAAGAUUCGCCUGAGUUUGCUGAGUACCUGGCAACCUUGCAGAGCACACAUGAGUUCCCGAAGAGGCUCCGGAAGAACGAUUGCAAGGAUAAGGGCAAUGCCUGGAAGAUCUUGCACGAGAAGUUCUGUAUCGAUCACCGGGUGACGCAGCGCCAGAUCGAUGAAGCCAUGCGCCCCUAUGCUGCCAAUGACUUCUUCCAGAGCAUGAGCGCUCGAGAGCAGGAGAUUGUGGCCUUGCGUGACAUCAUU